AUGACUUCGAGCGAACUGUGUGCCGAUACUAUUAUAUCAUGUAAUAAUUUAACUUCAUGCGAAAGUGAUAAUGUGACAUGUAGAAUGCCCAAUACAGUAUGUGUCAAUAAUACUCGAUGUAGAAUUCCUGUUUGUUAUCCUAUUGAACAAGCUUCUUUGGAACGAUGCCCUCCAUGGACUUCAAGUUUAUCAAGCACUAUUUCAUCGAAAUGGACAAUUGCGAACAAUAUGAAUGAUGAACGAUAUCUUCAUACAGCCUCUGUCUUGAUCGGCGGAAAAGUUCUAGUUGCUGGUGGAUACGGAUAUGAUGGAUAUAGCUAUUGGGGACCCUUGAAUAGUUCAGAAUUAUAUGAUCCAGCAACAGGAAUGUGGACGAGGAUGGGUAAUAUGACUCUUGGACGCUAUUAUCACACAGCCUCUAUCUUGGCUAAUGGAAAAGUUUUAGUAGUUGGUGGAUACUGCUCCGAUGAAUAUCGUUAUUUGGAAUCCUUGAAUAGUUCAGAAUUAUAUGAUCCAGCAACAGGAAUCUGGACGAGGAUGGGUAAUUUGGCUGUUGGACGUUAUUUUCACAGAACCUCUGUCUUGGCCAAUGGAAAAGUUUUAGUAGCUGGUGGAUACGGAUUUGAUGGACGCAAUUAUUUGGACUUCUUGAAUAGUUCAGAAUUAUAUGAUCCAACGACAGGAAUCUGGACAAAGACUGGUAAUAUGCAUUUCAGACGUUAUUGUCACACAGCCUCUGUCUUAGCCAAUGGAAAGGUUUUAGUAACUGGUGGAUGCGGAUCUGAUGACUACAGUUAUUGGGGAUACUUGAAUAGUUCAGAAUUAUAUGAUCCAACGACAGGAAUAUGGACGAGGACGGGUAAUAUAAAUGUUGGACGUCAAUAUCACACAGCCUCUGUCUUGACCAAUGGAAAAGUUUUAGUAGCUGGUGGAUACUUCUCCGAUGAAUAUAGUUAUUGGAAACCCGUCAAUAGUUCAGAAUUAUAUGAUCCAAUGACAGGAAUCUGGACAAAGACGGGUAAUAUGACUGAUGGACGUUAUUAUCACACAGCCUCUGUCUUGGCCAAUGGAAAAGUUUUAGUGGCUGGUGGAUACGGCUAUAGUGGAAGCAAUUCUUUUGGAAUCUUGAAUAGUUCAGAACUAUAUGAUCCAUCAACAGGAAUUUGGACAAAGACGGAUAAUAUGAUUGUUGGACGUCAAUAUCACACAGCUUCUGUCUUGACCAGUGGCAAAAUCUUGGUUACUGGCGGUAAUACUGAAAGCGGUAAUUUCAGUAGCGUUGAGUUAUACCAAUAA
Rotaria sp. Silwood2 is the source of this 1296-nucleotide messenger RNA. Lineage: Eukaryota; Metazoa; Rotifera; Eurotatoria; Philodinida; Philodinidae. The record is from the annotation of a GenBank genome assembly.